CAGGGUGGGGAAUGUGCUUUGAUGACCCAUCACGUAAUUUGUUUGGAAUAUUUGGGUUUGGAAUAACUGGGAAAGUGUUUAAAUAUUGGGAUUACCUGGCUGCACAUUGCAUUCCCCUUUUGCAAUCUGACACUGCACUCUUGUAUCGAUAACACGUUAAAAUGCAUUUUUUUUCCCCCAGAUUUAUAUUAUUUUAUUAAUUUUAUUUUAAAAGUGAAGCGGGAUCAUAUAAUUUACUAGAAUAAUGUAUCUCAUCGACUGAGGUCCCAGGGGCAAGAUACAGCUAAACAAGAAGAGACAAGACAUCAUUAUUGUUGUUAACAGAGUUGCAGUAUGUGAAAGUAUUGACAGAGGAAGCAAGAUGAGUGGUGGUUUGGCACCAAGUAAAAGUACAAUUUACGUCUCCAACCUACCAUUUUCACUAACUAAUAAUGAUCUGCACAAGAUUUUUAUCAAGUAUGGAAAAGUUGUUAAGGUUACUAUUGUGAAGGAUAAAGACACCAGAAGAAGUAAAGGAGUGGCCUUUGUUCUUUUCCUGGACAGGGAAUCAGCCCACAAUUGUGCAAGAGCUCUUAACAACAAACAAUUGUUUGGCAGAACAGUAAGAGCAAGUAUUGCGGUUGACAACGGGAGAGCAGCUGAAUUUAUUAGAAGGCGCAAUUAUACCGACAAGUCCAAAUGUUAUGAAUGUGGAGAAUCUGGUCACUUAAGCUAUGCAUGCCCUAAAAACAUGCUUGGUGAAAGAGAACCACCCAAGAAGAAAGAAAAGAAAAAGAAGAAGAAAGUAGAAGAGACAGAAGAAGUUGAGGAUGAAGAAAGUGAAGAGGAAGGAGAAGACCCUGCUCUUGAUAGUCUCAGCCAAGCUAUUGCGUUCCAGCAAGCAAGAAUUGAAGAGGAUGAACAACGGCGCAAACAGAGAGAGGAUGCAAAUGGGGCUUCUACUUCCGAGGACUCCAGACGACCAAGAAUUAAAAAGAGUGCUUAUUUUAGUGAUGAAGAAGAACUGAGUGACUAAAAGCUGGUAUUUCACCCAUGCAAAUUUUGAAAGUGUAUUUACAUUUUAGCGAUUUUGUAAGUUUCCCUUUACCCAGAUUGGUUCAGUUAGGUACCUUGGACUCUCUUUGUUUUUUAUUACUCUUCUUAUUUAUUUUUUCAAAAUAAAUUUGUGUUCAGAUGAGAUUUGUCAUUUUACCAAUCCGGAUGUAAAAAAUAUAUUUUCACAUUUUAAUAAACUCCUUAAUCCUUUAUUUCCUUUCACAUUUCUGACCAGGGUAGUUUGAAAUUGAGAAUGUCUGUCUGUUUAGUUCUCAUCCACAUAAAACCCUCAGCUGUAAUGUAUCCUCUUUUGUCUCCAAAGCAACCUGUAAUUGCUUUUUCAGGCUUCAGUAUGUAGCUUUGUGUUGCCAUAUAUACUUCUAUUCAGUAGCUGGAUGUGCAAUUGCAGCAAGGGGCCAUUUCUGCUCUGAUUCCAUACACAAGGUAUACCAAGACCUGAAUUAACAGGUCACCAUUAAACAUUUGUGACUGCUUAAGACAUGUGGCUGUUUAUUCAACGUGCCUUAAUAUAUGCCAGGUAUUACUAUUAAGAACAGUAAGCACAGGUUGACUGUAGCUUUAAACAAGGAGAACAUGCAUGUUUCCCACCCAAAUUCAAAUUAUGUCAUAUUUCUUAAUAUAGGGGAGUAUUACACAAAGAUACUUCUCUGAUGGUCUGUUUUUUUUUUAUUGUAUUAAAACUUUUUAAAAUGGC
This is a messenger RNA of Acipenser ruthenus (sterlet), 1750 nucleotides long. Its product is annotated as zinc finger CCHC-type and RNA-binding motif-containing protein 1. The transcript has 8 exons. Gene Ontology annotation, molecular function: zinc ion binding; RNA binding. The record is from RefSeq and is a predicted model, not a curated record. Lineage: Eukaryota; Metazoa; Chordata; Actinopteri; Acipenseriformes; Acipenseridae. The coding region runs from base 362 to 1015 and encodes 217 amino acids. Gene Ontology annotation, biological process: mRNA splicing, via spliceosome. Gene Ontology annotation, cellular component: U12-type spliceosomal complex.